Messenger RNA from Leptopilina boulardi, 1315 nucleotides. RefSeq lists its product as uncharacterized. Lineage: Eukaryota; Metazoa; Arthropoda; Insecta; Hymenoptera; Figitidae. The record is from RefSeq and is a predicted model, not a curated record. Bases 190 to 1173 code for a protein of 327 amino acids. The transcript has 2 exons.
UAACCAAGCUUCUUAAUACAUCUGCAGCUUUCUUCCUGGAUAACUGUAUAUAAAAUUCAGUGAUAUUUUUAAUUUGCUGCAUAUUUCCAUUUUUUUAGAUGUAAACACAGUCUUGUUUAAAUUGAAUUUGAAGAAUUUCAUUCAGUUUUAUAAUUCAAAAAUAUCCAAUUUAUAUAGUUCUCCAUAAUUAUGGAUAUAUCAAAUUUUCUCAACUCUGUGCAAAUUAUUUAUAUUGCCACAUUUUACAUUGGAUCUGUUUUAACAUCUGAAAAUAUUCCUUCACCAAAUAAUGAAAUUUUCAAAUACACCGUAUUUAAUGAAAAAGAAUUAUCGAGAGUAAGAGAAAUUACACGUCUCAAAAAUUUAGAAAUAGAUGAGCCGGAACUUUUUUAUAAUUUAACGCAUCCAAACAAUUUUCCCAAAAACUGCACGAAUUUAAAUGAGAAAAUGAGAAACCUUUAUAAUUCGACUUUUAAUACUCGUAAUCGCAGAAGUGACUUUAACUUUAUCUUCCGACGUACAAGUGAUUUUUACAAUAAAGGCAAUCUAUCUUCUUUUGUAAGAUUUGAAGAUUAUUUUGCACUUAAAUAUUACAGCAUCAAGGGAUACGAUGAAAUUCUAAAAAAAUCGGAUAUAUCUAAACGAAUGAAGAAUGCCCUUUACAGUGUGGCAAUUACUCAAUCCAGUAAUCCAAAUGAGAAAUUUCAUUCAAUAUUAUUUAAAGGAAACAGCGAACGCAAAUCGCAGUAUAGAAAAAGAUUUAAUCAAACAGGGACAAAAUUCAAAUUAUCUAUAUUUAACAAAGUAAAUUUAAUCCAAAAGAAAGCAGAAAUUGAGGCAGAACUUACAAAAAAAGAGUCGAACAAUAAAUUUAAUGACAUGGUGGAAUGUGUCUUUGAAAUAUAUUUUUCAAAACCAUAUUUAAGAGUAAAUCUUGAUGACUAUAAUUAUUGGAAUAAUAUAGAGGAUAAUAGAUAUGAAACCGUUCUACUUCCAAAAACUGAAUUCGUCGUUAACGAAACAAUAUGGAAUAAUGUGAACACGACAAAUGAACGUUUAACAAUUAAAAUAAUACAUAACGAUGAAAAUAUGGAAUUAUUUGACCAACAAAAGAAAGUGAUGAGCGAAUUAAAAGAACUACGAAAAUCAAAAACAAAAUUUUAUGUAUGUUAAAUUACAUUGUUUUUUAUUACACAAUAUUUUUCUUCAAACCAAUUCAUAAAAUUUUGUUGAAAUAAUUUGUGAGCUGAUAAAAAUAUGUAAAUUUUAUUUUCUUAUACAUGCAUGAAUAAUAAAAAUAUUGCAUAUUGAUAUU